Messenger RNA from Bubalus bubalis (water buffalo), 816 nucleotides. RefSeq names its product chromatin accessibility complex protein 1-like. Gene Ontology annotation, cellular component: CHRAC; nucleus. The record is from RefSeq and is a predicted model, not a curated record. Bases 1 to 426 code for a protein of 141 amino acids. NCBI's taxonomy places the organism in Eukaryota, Metazoa, Chordata, Mammalia, Artiodactyla, Bovidae. The transcript has 2 exons. Gene Ontology annotation, molecular function: protein heterodimerization activity.
AUGGAAAUAAAUAUCCAGCAGUUGGUGUCGCUGCCCCUGUCCCACAUCCAGGUCAUCAUGACGAGCUCCCCCGAGGUGACCAGCAUCAACCAGGAGGUGCUGGUGCUCACCACCAAGGCCAUGGAACUCUUUGGAAGCCCCUUUGUUCAAUAUGUCACCAGCUAUUCCUUCAGACAUGGCAGUGGAAAAGAAAAGGAGGCACUGACCUCCAGUGACUUAUCAGAUACUGCAGAGGAGUCAGAAGCUUUUCAGUUCAUUGCAGAUAUAUUACCAAAGAAGAUUUUAGCUAGUAAAUAUCUGAAAAUGCUUAAAGAAAAGAGGGAAGAAGAAGAGGAGGAGGAGAAUGACAACAAUGAUGAGAGUGAGGUCGAUGAAGCAGAAUUCUAUCCCCAAAAAAGCAGCCUGGUGAGGACCCUCCUGGAUUAGCAACUUGACUCUGAAGCAGGCCUUAGUCUGUCCACCCCCCAGAGACUUCACGUACAUUAUGUUCUUUUCCGGCUGAGACCGAGCAUAAUGUACCUCUGCCAUAAAUAGCCAACAGGAAAGGAACCCAGACAACAGCCUCUCUUCCCCAGGCCCACACCGCAGCUGGAGUGGGAGGGGACCAGAACGGGCUGCCUACCGGGAGGGACAGUCAGUCUGCAGCUCUAAGCUGUAGAGGCAAAGACAACUUUGCUUAACUUUCUAGUUUACAGAUAGAUUUUGAAGAACUUCCAAAUACCGCUUGUAUAGUCACAUAUGUAUAUUUUGAAAUUAGUUCUUGUAAAGAGAUAGAUCCUGUUUUAGCUAAAUAUGUAAUCUGUGAGUAGUGUGUUA